AUGUCCUCAUCUAUCCUUCUCAUUCACACGCAUACCAUAGCCAUCGCCUAUCUCGUAUUUACGUUCUCUCAUAACGAAACACUCGUCCUAGGUGCUCGGCAGUUACGGGCUGCUUGCUAUUCAUCUUGUGUUGUCAUGUGUGCCUUGACGCAUUAG
Bipolaris maydis ATCC 48331 is the source of this 156-nucleotide messenger RNA. NCBI's taxonomy places the organism in Eukaryota, Fungi, Ascomycota, Dothideomycetes, Pleosporales, Pleosporaceae. The record is from RefSeq and is a predicted model, not a curated record.